This is a messenger RNA of Dibothriocephalus latus, 399 nucleotides long. The record is from the annotation of a GenBank genome assembly. Lineage: Eukaryota; Metazoa; Platyhelminthes; Cestoda; Diphyllobothriidea; Diphyllobothriidae.
CCGACUAUUUCCGAGGUUGGGCCGACAUCCUGCCAGGUCGAAUGGCAACCCCUUAAUGCAAUGGGUUUGGAUCCUCUUAUCUACGUGCUCCAAAUCAUGCGUGUUCAGCACGGAAAUUCUGAUUCAAGUGACAAAGCCGUAACUGUCUAUCGAGGUGCUCAGACCUCCUACCUUCUUAGUGGUCUGAGCUCUGGCGCCGACUACAUUGCCCGUGUGUAUGCCAUUCGCCUCUGUCAAGUUCCUGUUGAGAAUUCUGAUUUAGUGAUGUCCUCAUCAUCCUAUGCAAAGUACAACAACUGCGUUACCUCCUCGGAAGAUGUUAAAAAGGAAUUAAAUGUGAGUUGGUCCCCUCAGCUACUGAACUUUAACGGCAGUAUGCAGGAAUGGAGAAACCCAUAA